This is a messenger RNA of Manis pentadactyla (Chinese pangolin), 2485 nucleotides long. It is a transcript of the gene VPS33A, whose product is annotated as VPS33A core subunit of CORVET and HOPS complexes. Gene Ontology annotation, cellular component: lysosome; CORVET complex. The record is from RefSeq and is a predicted model, not a curated record. NCBI's taxonomy places the organism in Eukaryota, Metazoa, Chordata, Mammalia, Pholidota, Manidae. The transcript has 13 exons. Gene Ontology annotation, biological process: vesicle-mediated transport; intracellular protein transport. The coding region runs from base 64 to 1875 and encodes 603 amino acids.
GCGUCGGUGGGCCUCGCGUCUGGGAGCUCUGAAGUGGUUGGAUUGAGGGUAAAGUGGGGCAAGAUGGCUGCGCACCUGUCCUAUGGGCGAGUGAACCUGAACGUGCUGCGCGAGGCGGUGCGUCGCGAGCUGCGCGAGUUCCUGGACAAGUGCGCGGGAAGCAAGGCAAUAGUUUGGGAUGAGUAUCUCACAGGACCAUUUGGCCUGAUUGCACAGUAUUCACUACUGAAGGAACAUGAAGUAGAAAAAAUGUUCACACUUAAAGGAAGUCGUUUACCGGCAGCUGAUGUCAAGAAUAUUAUAUUUUUUGUCAGACCCAGGCUAGAAUUGAUGGAUAUAAUUGCUGAAAAUGUGCUCAGUGAAGACAGACAUGGCCCAGCAAGAGAUUUCCACAUUUUGUUUGUGCCACGACGUAGUUUAUUGUGUGAACAGCGGUUGAAGGAUCUGGGUGUUUUGGGAUCCUUUAUUCAUAGAGAGGAGUACAGCCUAGACCUCAUUCCAUUUGAUGGGGACCUUUUAUCCAUGGAAUCAGAGGGUGCCUUCAAAGAGUGCUACCUGGAGAGCGACCAGACAAGCCUCUAUCACGCAGCCAAGGGGCUCAUGACCCUGCAGGCCCUGUACGGGACGAUCCCACAGAUCUUUGGGAAAGGAGAGUGCGCCCGGCAAGUGGCCAAUAUGAUGAUCAGGAUGAAGAGAGAGUUCACAGGAAGCCAAAAUUCAAUAUUUCCUGUGUUUGAUAAUCUGUUGUUGCUUGAUCGAAACGUGGAUUUAUUAACUCCUCUUGCCACUCAGCUUACGUACGAAGGACUCAUCGAUGAAAUUUAUGGCAUUCAAAACAGUUAUGUGAAAUUACCCCCAGAGAAAUUUGCACCUAAAAAGCAGGGUGAUGGUGGUAAGGAUCUUCCCACCGAAGCAAAGAAGCUUCAGCUGAACUCUGCAGAGGAGCUGUAUGCUGAGAUCCGAGAUAAAAACUUCAAUGCGGUGGGCUCUGUGCUUAGCAAGAAAGCAAAGGUGAUCUCUGCAGCAUUUGAGGAAAGGCACAACGCUAAGACAGUUGGGGAGAUCAAGCAGUUUGUUUCUCAGUUGCCCCACAUGCAGGCAGCAAGAGGCUCACUUGCAAACCAUACCUCGAUUGCAGAGUUAAUCAAAGAUGUUACUACUUCUGAAGAUUUCUUUGAUAAAUUAACAGUGGAGCAGGAGUUUAUGUCUGGAAUAGACACUGAUAAGGUCAACAGUUACAUUGAGGAUUGUAUUGCCCAAAAGCAUCCUCUCAUCAAGGUGUUAAGACUAAUUUGCCUCCAAUCUGUGUGUAAUAGUGGACUCAAACAGAAAGUCUUGGAUUAUUACAAAAGAGAAAUUCUCCAGGCCAAAUGGCUUCUCUUGCAGACCUAUGGCUAUGAGCACAUACUGACCUUAUCCAACCUAGAGAAGGCUGGCCUCCUGAAACCACAGGCAGGGGGCAGAAACAAUUACCCAACAAUCCGGAAAACAUUACGCCUCUGGAUGGAUGAUGUAAACGAACAAAAUCCCACGGACAUAUCCUAUGUGUACAGUGGUUAUGCACCUCUAAGCGUGCGGCUUGCCCAGCUGCUUUCCCGGCCUGGCUGGCGAAGCAUCGAGGAAGUUCUCCGCAUACUCCCCGGGCCCCACUUCGAAGAGCGACAACCACUGCCCACAGGACUGCAGAAGAAGCGUCAGCCUGGAGAAAACCGAGUCGCUCUGAUAUUUUUCCUCGGGGGCGUAACUUUUGCCGAAAUUGCUGCGCUGCGGUUUCUCUCGCAGUUGGAAGAUGGAGGUACAGAAUAUGUAAUUGCCACCACUAAACUCAUGAAUGGGGCCAGCUGGAUAGAGUCUCUAAUGGAAAAACCUUUCUAGGGCAUUCAGUGUAGACUUAACCGGUGAACUGCAGAAUAAACUGCCCCUUUGAAGAAGUUACUGAAGGAAGUGAAACCCCACAGAAGAAAAACACAGGAAUACAGAAUUUCCUUUGGGGUCAACUUCUGAGUUGAUACUGUUUUCUCCUUUCUGCUUCUCUUUUGUGAAACUAAUUUCUCAAAGAAAGAAUGGAAGAAGAUCGACCCGGGCAAAAGAAAGGGCAGUUUUUAAUGUUCUGAGCUCCAGAUCGUCAUUAGAGACCUGGGAACCUGUUAAGGGCGGCAGACAUGGAUAAUCUAUGCAGGCGCACAAAACGGGGCCAAUUCUUGAGGGAGGACCGAGGAGGCACAAGUGAAAAGAAAAGUGGGAAGCCCCACCCCUGAUCAAUAGUGCUGUGUUUCCGAAGCCGUGGGUAAGCGUUGGGGGCUAGGGCUGCCGUUAGCACUGAGUCAAGAUUUCGUUUUCCUGCACAGUAUGGCACAUUAUAUUUAGUGUCUCCGGUUUCUGCCAUAUCUUAAUCAUUAAGGCAAGUUUUAAUUCCUCUGCUUCUUUAAAGCAAGAAGUUUGAAACCACGUCUUUUCCCAAAACAAAGUUUAUCAUCUGUCUUAA